Ceraceosorus bombacis is the source of this 989-nucleotide messenger RNA. Lineage: Eukaryota; Fungi; Basidiomycota; Exobasidiomycetes; Ceraceosorales; Ceraceosoraceae. The record is from the annotation of a GenBank genome assembly.
AUGCCUCCUCGCCCUACGGAAAAUGUGUGGAAGUAUCCACGCCCACCAGCCCUUCAGAGGACUUCGGCCAGACUCAGAGUCAUUUGGCGCCCUCCCACUGGCCCCUCUGCUGCAACGACAGGAGGAGGGGAAGAGGUCGUUUUGGCCGAUACGACGCAGGGCUGGCGAGUGCUAGAGACGAGUCACCCUCCUACCGUAAGUGCAUGGGCAGCUUUCAGACAAGUGGUGUGGGGUAUAAUGUGUCGGUAUUUGGAGCAGCGUCCCCCUUGACCCAAAUCAGCUUAGCGCUGCUUUUGUCGAUCCCCGAUCCCAAACGAACAACACAGUACUACUUUCCUCCCUCUUCUGUGCGUCGAGACCUCCUACAAGAUUCGAGCGCUCGCAGGACGAUGUGCGAGUGGAAGGGACAAGCAAAGUAUCACGAUGUCUUUUCUUCCACAGCGAGGAUCUGGUCGUACCCCAGCGCGACCGGCAAGACCGGACCAACAUCCGAUUCGCAGGGAUUUGAGAGCAUCAAGGAGCACUACUGCUUCUACGCCUCUUCCAAUACCGAUCCCAAAACUCAGGGAGCUUGGGUUUGCGUGAGUGCUUGCUGCGCUCAGAGGGAAUUUUGGGAAAAAAGAAAAAAAGAAAAAACGGUUGGUUGCACAACUGUGCCGCACAUGCUGAUUGACAGGAAUAUGUGGUGCGUUCCUUGCUCGUACCUCUGCGUCCCACACAUCCGCAUCCAGAUGGUGGAUGAUGACAUAGUGCAGGCACAAGAGGGAGACUUUUGUAAGCAGAGCGCCGGUACAGUUUGCACGAUAGCACCAUUCCUGACGUCGUGACUUGCCGCUCAACCGACUGCCAUUCAUUCAUUCAUUCGUUCAUUCAUCGCUCGCUCCCUCGCUCUGACUGACUGCCGCCAUACAGAUGGCUCGUGGAUCACACCCGAGAUAACGGGCGGGGAAAGAGGCUUCAAAGGCGCUGCUGGUACUUGGGGUUGGUAA